Messenger RNA from Rhinichthys klamathensis goyatoka, 1359 nucleotides. It is a transcript of the gene dscc1, whose product is annotated as DNA replication and sister chromatid cohesion 1. NCBI's taxonomy places the organism in Eukaryota, Metazoa, Chordata, Actinopteri, Cypriniformes, Leuciscidae. Gene Ontology annotation, cellular component: chromosome, centromeric region; nucleus; Ctf18 RFC-like complex. Gene Ontology annotation, biological process: maintenance of mitotic sister chromatid cohesion; mitotic sister chromatid cohesion. Bases 108 to 1280 code for a protein of 390 amino acids. The record is from RefSeq and is a predicted model, not a curated record. The transcript is spliced from 9 exons.
ACCUUCUCUUCCGGUUUAAAUAUUGCGGGAAAGUUGAGCUGCGUACUGACAACAGCACAAGUGUUUAUGUUGUGUUCAGUCGACCUGGAUAAAACAAUUUUGAUAACAUGAGGACAUUAGAAGAGGUUCAAGCCACACUACAAAUAGCUAAAGUAAAAGAAGAAGACCUGCAGCCCGUCACUUACUGUCUCUCUUUUGGAGAUAAUGUGUCGUCGGGAGAUUACUGUCUCCUGGAGCUGGAUGAUACACUUUGCAAACACAUCGAAGCUGGCAAAAGUCUUAUAAUCAGAGGUGAUAAAGACGAGCAUGCUGUUCUGUGCACUGAAGAAAAGACAUACGACUUGAAAAUUGCGGACACGUCAAACCUGCUCCUGUUUGUCCCAGGAUGUAAAACGCCAGAUCAGCUGCCCGACAGCUCAACAUCUCAACUCAUGCAUGCACAGAUUUGGGGUUUUUCAAAUAGUUAUUGGGAGCUGAGAAAGCAGAGACCAAGGUUGAAGAAACUGAAGAAACUUCUAAUGGAGAAUCCAUAUGACGGUCCAGCGGUGGGCAUGCAGGAGGAGGCGCCAGGAGAGAAGUAUACUAUAGAUGACCUUCUUGAGAGAAUCCAAGCAAGUAGAGAAGAAAUUGAGACACAUCUUCAAAAUGUUCAUGCUUGUGAAAUUGACGGAUUUUGGAGGAUCCUGGAUUUUGAUUAUGAGAUGAAGCUCCUGGGUCAUGUGACCCAGCUGGUGGACUCCGAGUCUUGGUCUUUCAACAAAGUUCCUCUCACUGUUUGCCUGGAAGAGCUGGGAUCGCUUGAGCCAAAAGCCAUGAUAGAACACUGUCUCAACUGUUAUGGAAGAUGCUACACAAGUGAAGAUGGUCAGGUGAUGUUUGCAUUGGAUGAGGACAAAGUAUGUAGGGCCACAGCUCAGCUGCUCCUGCAAAAUGCUGUGAAGUUCAACCUGUCAGAGUUCCAGGAGGUUUGGCAGCAGAGCGUUCCUGAAGGAAUGAGCACUAGACUGGAUCAGCUCCGGGGUUUAGCUCUAUUAGAUCGAAGCUCUAAACCAGAGACCAUCUCGCUGCUCCGGGUCGAAGAUUUGCCUGAGGACACACUGGAGCGAUUCAACAGACUCUUCAGCCUCAGAGAAAAAUGGACACAAGAUGACAUUGAACCCUACAUACAAGAUCUCUGUGGAGAGAAGCAGACCACUGGAGCCCUGCUGACCAGACAUGCCCGUUCAUCUGUGCAGAAUGGUAUUAAGGUCUACAAUUCAAGAAGACCUGUAGCAAUUUAACAACAAAACAAGUCACUGUAAAGCCACUUAUUGUUGCUUUUUAUGUUGAGUCAAAAAUAAUAAACAUAUUAUAUAUACA